CCUUCUCUCUCCUUUCCAUUUUUUUUGUGUUUAUUUAUGCACCACAUCUCUCUCUCACUCUCUCUCAAGAAAAAAAAAAACUCUCUCUCUCUAUAUAUAUAUCACUCUCUCUCUUCAUGAGUCUUUGAAGGAUGUUUGUUUUAUGAAGCUCAUGAUAAAGGGUUGAAAUUAAUCAUUUCUAAAAAUAACACACACAAAAAUGCCACAGAAUCAGAUUCCUGAUCUUUCACUUCAAAUUUCUCUACCAAACAGUUCUCAAACAUCAAUUUGCACAACAAAUGAAGUUGAUGAUUUAGAUUCAUCUUUUGAUAUAUGGAAAAAUAUUAAUGAUGCUAUUACUCAUGAAGGUUUCAAAUCUCAUAGUGAUGGUUUUUCAUCUUCAAUAAGAAAUAGUACUCUACAAAAAACUGAUACAGAACUUUCAUUAUCAAAUUCCAAAACAAAAACAACUACUUUUUCUGAAGCUGAGAGUGUUUGGAAGAGAAAAAACUUUGUUAGAUUAAGACCCUUCAAUGGAAUCCCUCUUUAUAGUGAUAACAAUCCUUCUAUAAUAGAGAAAGAUUCAAACUCUUCUCUAUAUCCUUCUUGUUCUGCUAGUUCUUCAACUUUUUCAAGGUUUAAUGGGAUAACUAUAGAGAGUUUAAGACCUCAAAAGUUUCAAUACAUGAAUCAUCAGCAUCAUCUUCUACAGAAUCAACAACAGCAGAAGGUGAAUCAGUUUGGAAAUUCUGAGUUUGGAAAUGGAUUUGUGAGGUCAAGAAUGAUGAUGCCAAGGCAACAAAGUAAUAAGAGGAACAUGAGGGCUCCAAGAAUGCGGUGGACUAGCUCGCUUCAUAAUCGAUUUGUUCACGCCGUUGAGCUUCUCGGCGGCCAUGAAAGAGCUACUCCUAAAUCAGUUUUGGAGCUAAUGGAUGUGAAAGAUCUAACACUAGCUCAUGUCAAGAGUCAUUUACAGAUGUAUAGAACUGUUAAAAACACUGACAAGCCAGCAGCUUCUUCAGAUGGAGAUGAGAAUUUCAUGUCCCUAACACAACCUCAUGAUCAAAAUAAGAACUAUAAUGCAUCUCUAGAACAUGAUAUUGGCUACACUUCCAACACUCUAUGGGCUAAUUCUUCUUCAAGUAAUGGAACAUGGACACAAGGUAGUUCUGGAGAUCAUUUUGAGGAGCUUAGCACACAAGAAAUCCUAUCAACUCACCACAUUGGAAAGCUUCCUCAGGGAAGCAACUGUAUACAAUCAAGAAGUUCCAAGGAUCAAAACAUAGACUGUCCAAAUCCAAACUUGGAGUUCACAUUAGGGAGAUAAAAUUAAUUUUAGUUAUUUACAUGAUUCAUGGAUCUCUCUACUAGCCAUAGAAAAAAAAAAAAAAUAGUGCACAGAUAUAUAUAAAUAGCUAGUUAGGUAAUGCUUUUGUGAAGACGAAGAUGUCACUUUCCACACAUCCAAGAAACUUUGUAUAUGCUUUUUUUAGCCAAAGAUUAUUAAGUGGUGAUAUAUAAAGUUUUAUUGUUAAAAGUAAAAGUUGAAAAAAGAAGGAAUCAAAUGUAUUAUAAAGCUUUUGUUAA
Medicago truncatula (barrel medic) is the source of this 1566-nucleotide messenger RNA. Its product is annotated as probable transcription factor KAN4. NCBI's taxonomy places the organism in Eukaryota, Viridiplantae, Streptophyta, Magnoliopsida, Fabales, Fabaceae. The transcript has 7 exons. Bases 200 to 1306 code for a protein of 368 amino acids. Gene Ontology annotation, cellular component: nucleus. Gene Ontology annotation, molecular function: transcription cis-regulatory region binding. The record is from RefSeq and is a predicted model, not a curated record. Gene Ontology annotation, biological process: regulation of DNA-templated transcription; abaxial cell fate specification.